AUGUGUGACAAAGUAGGAAAAUUAGCAUUGACUGGUACUAUUAAUACCCUCCUUAGGACCUACCACGCUCAAGUCACAGAUACAGGGAUGUCUUAUGGCGAUGAUAUUAGUGCUGUCAAAACGAAAGGGAAGCGUGUUAUUAUUGCUAGCAUUGAUGCCUACCAUGGCUUACGCAAACUAGACGAUCUACGCAAAGUGUUUGAUCCGAUGGACUUUAACCUCACCCGACAUCAGCCUUUGCUAACUGGGCUCGUUAGGUUUCCAGCAUGUUCGUUCGGCAGAGCUGCCCCGAAUUAA
This is a messenger RNA of Nannizzia gypsea CBS 118893, 297 nucleotides long. RefSeq lists its product as hypothetical. Bases 1 to 297 code for a protein of 98 amino acids. The record is from RefSeq and is a predicted model, not a curated record. Lineage: Eukaryota; Fungi; Ascomycota; Eurotiomycetes; Onygenales; Arthrodermataceae. The transcript is spliced from 2 exons.